ACGUGGAUGCCCCCGACAGGAAGACAGGCUUCAUUUUGGCUACGUGGAAGUAGCUCCUGGUAUAUCCAAGGCUGAGAGCAUCUGCCGACCUCCAAUCACUUAAAAUGAUUAAAAAAUUUGAUAAGAAAGACGAAGAGUCUGGAAGUGGGUCAAACCCUUUCCAACACUUGGAGAAGAGUGCAGUCCUGCAAGAGGCUCGUAUCUUCAAUGAGACCCCUAUCAAUCCAAGAAGAUGCCUCCACAUCCUCACCAAGAUUAUCUACCUUCUCAAUCAGGGAGAGCAUUUUGGGACCACAGAAGCCACUGAGGCUUUCUUUGCUAUGACACGGCUGUUCCAGUCUAAUGAUCAAACCCUGAGGAGGAUGUGCUACCUGACUAUCAAAGAGAUGGCAAACAUCUCUGAGGAUGUCAUCAUUGUCACAAGCAGCUUAACCAAAGACAUGACUGGGAAGGAAGAUGUAUACAGAGGUCCAGCCAUCAGAGCCCUGUGCAGGAUUACAGAUACCACCAUGCUGCAGGCCAUUGAAAGGUACAUGAAGCAGGCUAUUGUGGACAAAGUGCCCAGUGUGUCCAGUUCAGCUCUGGUCUCCUCUUUGCACAUGGUGAAGAUGAGCUACGAUGUUGUGAAGCGCUGGGUGAAUGAGGCCCAGGAGGCUGCCUCUAGUGACAACAUCAUGGUCCAGUACCACGCUCUCGGCCUGUUGUAUCAUCUCAGGAAGAACGAUCGCCUCGCUGUGACUAAGAUGCUCAACAAGUUCACCAAGUCGGGCCUGAAGUCCCCCUUUGCCUACUGCAUGCUGAUCCGCAUUGCCAGCAAACUGCUGGACGAGACGGAGGGAGGUCAUGACAGCCCCUUGUUUGACUUCAUCGAGAGCUGCUUGAGGAACAAGAACGAGAUGGUCGUUUAUGAGGCUGCUUCUGCCAUUGUCCACAUGCCCAACUGUACUGCCAGGGAGCUGGCUCCUGCUGUCUCAGUGCUCCAGCUCUUCUGCAGCUCCCCUAAAGCAGCCUUGAGAUAUGCUGCUGUUAGGACCCUCAAUAAGGUUGCCAUGAAGCAUCCGUCGGCGGUGACGGCGUGCAAUCUGGACCUGGAGAACCUGAUCACUGAUUCGAACCGCAGCAUUGCAACCCUGGCCAUCACCACGCUAUUGAAAACGGGCAGCGAGAGUAGCGUGGACCGGCUCAUGAAACAGAUCUCCUCUUUCGUCUCUGAGAUUUCUGAUGAAUUCAAGGUGGUGGUUGUGCAGGCCAUCAGCGCCCUAUGUCAGAAGUAUCCCAGGAAGCACAGCGUCAUGAUGAACUUCUUGUCCAACAUGCUGAGAGAUGAUGGUGGUUUUGAGUACAAGCGAGCCAUCGUGGACUGCAUCAUCAGCAUCAUUGAGGAGAAUCCUGAGAGCAAAGAGACGGGCUUGGCCCAUCUGUGUGAGUUCAUUGAGGACUGUGAGCACACAGUGCUGGCCACAAAGAUCCUGCACCUGAUGGGCAAAGAGGGUCCACGGACCCCGCAGCCCUCCAAGUACAUUCGCUUUAUAUUCAACCGGGUGGUGCUGGAGAGCGAGGCGGUUCGUGCAGCUGCUGUGAGCGCUUUGGCUAAAUUUGGAGCUCAGAAUGAUGAUCUGCUGCCGAGCGUCCUGGUUCUCAUGCAGAGGUGUAUGAUGGACAGCGACGACGAGGUGCGAGACAGAGCUACUUUCUACAUGAACGUGCUGCAGCAGAAGCAGAAAGCUCUGAAUGCUGCGUACAUCUUUAAUGGGCUGUCUGUGUCCAUUCCUGGCUUGGAAAAAUCCCUCCACCAGUACACCCUGGAGCCCUCAGAGAAGCCUUUUGACAUGAAGUCUGUACCUCUGGCGACCACUCCAAUCACAGAGCAGAAAACCGAAAUUGCUCCUGUUGCUACCAGCAAACUGCCAGAAAGGUUGGCCCCAUCACGCCAGGACAUCUACCAGGAACAACUUGCCUCCAUCCCAGAAUUCCAGGCUCUCGGCCCGUUAUUCAAGUCGUCAGAGCCAGUACAGCUGACCGAGGCUGAGACAGAAUAUGUGGUUCGCUGCAUCAAGCACACAUUUGCCCGACACCUGGUGUUCCAGUUCGACUGUACAAACACUCUCAACGACCAGUUGCUACAAAAGGUGAUGGUGCAGAUGGAGCCAUCAGAAUCCUAUGAGGUGGUACACUACAUCCCAGCCCCCAACCUCCCCUACAGCCAGCCUGGUUCCUCGUACACUUUGGUGCGGCUGCCUGAUGAUGACCCGACGGCGGUGUCCUGUACAUUCAGCUGUACAAUGAAGUACCUGGUGAGGGACUGCGACCCCAACACCGGAGAGCCUGACGAUGACGGCUAUGAUGAUGAAUAUGUGCUGGAGGACCUGGAGGUGACGGUCGCGGAUCACAUACAGAAAGUUUUGAAACCAAACUUCGGAGCAGCGUGGGAGGAAGUGGGAGAUGAAAAUGAGAAGGAAGAGACGUUUGCCCUGGCAUCUGUGCGAACACUAGAUGAGGCGGUGGGUAACAUCAUCAGCUUCCUGGGAAUGCAGCCAUGUGAACGCUCUGACAAAGUUCCUGAAAACAAGAACUCCCACGUCCUCUUUCUCGCUGGUGUGUUUCGAGGAGGUCAUGACGUGCUGGUUCGGGCUCGUCUGGCGCUGGCUGAUGGCGUCACCAUGCAGGUGACCGUUCGCAGCAGUGAGGAAACCGUUGUUGAUGUGAUCCUGGCCUCUGUGGGCUAACACUAGAAAUCUGUGCCAACGCAGCCACAAAGCAUGUAACGACCGUCAUCCACCACUUCCUCAGUCCUGAAGUUUAACUCGUUAUUGUGAUUAUGUCCACCAGUAAAAAUGUUUUAUAUCUUCCAUAUAAACUAAAACCCUCCCCACACUUCUGGUUCUGUGAAAAUAUUGUUUCUUUCAACUUCACAAUAAACUUUGUCAAAAGGCA
Messenger RNA from Girardinichthys multiradiatus, 2934 nucleotides. It is a transcript of the gene copg2, whose product is annotated as COPI coat complex subunit gamma 2. The record is from RefSeq and is a predicted model, not a curated record. The transcript is spliced from 24 exons. Gene Ontology annotation, molecular function: structural molecule activity. Gene Ontology annotation, cellular component: endoplasmic reticulum; COPI vesicle coat; Golgi membrane. The coding region runs from base 105 to 2726 and encodes 873 amino acids. Gene Ontology annotation, biological process: intra-Golgi vesicle-mediated transport; endoplasmic reticulum to Golgi vesicle-mediated transport; protein secretion. Lineage: Eukaryota; Metazoa; Chordata; Actinopteri; Cyprinodontiformes; Goodeidae.